AUGAAUAACCCAAAACUCAUAGCCCAAGCCACUGCGAAGCGAAAAGCAAGCAAAGAAGAAGAAUCCAAACAAGAAGGCUCCAGAUUCAGAUGGGAAAGUUCAGUUCCUGAAGGCUGGCACAAAUUUUUAAGAAUUAAUCCCCCUAAAACAGCUUCUCCUACCAAUCGGCAACGGAUAAAACAAAGAGCAUCUACUGCAAAUCCUCUUAAAACUCGUCCUCACACCACAAACUUCGCAGAAUACGAGGACAGGCUUUUAAAGCUCAAUAACGAUUUUUCUGACGAAAACUUCAAAUAUAAUCAACUUUACCAAUACUCCGAAGACCAAAAAACUGAAGUUAUCAAGCCUGAAUUUAACAAAGAAAUCCAGUCGCCUUGCUAUUCUAUUAAAUACCUAGGCAUCACAAAUGGACAAAUUGGCAUCCUUUCUAAGCGAGCGCCUAUUCCUCAGCUUUCUCCUUUGGAGUCCUGCAAAGAUGUGCCAUUGCCAUUGAUUUAUUCUACCUCUAAAGAUACACGUAUAUCUAAUAGUAUUAUAAAUCAAAUUAUCACACGUCCUACGAGUAAAUCUAAUGAGAGGUUUGAAUAUAAGCCUCCAGAAAAUUUUACGUCACCAUCGCCGAUAUUAUCUAAUAUAAAGAAAUCAGAACAGACUAUUGUGAUUGAUGAAACUUUGUAUCCAAACCCAGAGGCUUAUAAUAAAUAUAUUAUUCAUACAUAUGCUAGGCCAAGAGGGCUUAUCACCCAGCAAAAAGAUUUUCCAAAUGAGCAUGACCAGAAUUUCAUUGAUUUAGAAGCUUUUAACUCGAAAUUUAUAUAAUAUAAGAAAUAUUAUUGCUAGCCAAAGAGAAAUUGCCUUAGAUAUUUAGGAAAUUGGGAUUACUUAAAGGUAAGGUUAAAAACAACGAAAAUAUUGCUUAAAUUGUGCUUUUAAAUAAUCUAUAAAAGAGCUUAAGCUAUACAAAUGAAAAGAAGGUUUGAUUUAAGUAAACAAAAACCUGUAGAAACACCAGUAUACAGGACAGGAGUAACUGGAUGAAAGCUAUCUCGGCCAAAAUCCACAAGCCCCGGCAAAAGAUAUAAUAAUUGCCCGAGGAUUGCGCUAUCUUGCGCCAUCCUCGGGCAAUUCAAAAAUGGCCCCAUACCGGGAAUUGAACCCACGUGUGGGGCCAUUUUUGGUGUGUGCAGAACAUCGACUUCCACGCACCAAAAAUGGCCCCAUACGUGGGUUCAAUUCCCGGUGUGGGGCCAUUUUUUAAAUUGCCCGAGGAUGGCGCAAGAUAGUGCCAUCCUCGGGCAAUUUCUAUAUUUAAAAACAUUUGAAAAUUCAAAAGAGUUCCAACAAAAGCCAGACUCCUCAACUGAGAAAACUCAAGAAGUCUCAACCCAGCCAGAUGACAUUUCACAAUUUUAUAAUGAACCUUAUUUGAAAUAUCUAUCAGAAAACAAAGGCCUGCAUAUCAAAAGAGCUAAAACUAAGGUCUAA
Messenger RNA from Blepharisma stoltei, 1485 nucleotides. NCBI's taxonomy places the organism in Eukaryota, Ciliophora, Heterotrichea, Heterotrichida, Blepharismidae. The record is from the annotation of a GenBank genome assembly.